Messenger RNA from Diversispora eburnea, 1803 nucleotides. NCBI's taxonomy places the organism in Eukaryota, Fungi, Glomeromycota, Glomeromycetes, Diversisporales, Diversisporaceae. The record is from the annotation of a GenBank genome assembly.
CGAGUAUUUUGUUUUGAAAUGGAAACUAUUUUUCAAUACCAAAGCAGUACAAGUGACAACGAAUCAGAUAAUGAAAUAAAGUUAAAUCCACAAUUGAAUACUACCAUCAAUUUAAAAUCCUUCGAAGAAAGGAAUAAUUUGUCAAAAACAACUAACCAUUUCAAUUUUGAUAAGUCGCAACAAGAAACGAGAGACUAUGGUAAAAAGAUCAAAGGAUAUGUAUCGAAACGGAUAAAGCUUCAAGAGGUUAACGAAAAAAAUUUAGAAUCACAACAAAAAGAAAAAGAACAAAUAUCUUCAGAUUCAAACCUAUUGUCACCUUUUAGGACAAAUUUACUUGAUCUACCUAAUCGAAUUCAAUCCGCAUUGGACGAAAAACAAGAUGUUAUUCAUAAAACAAUCCCUAAAAAACAAAUAAUUUCGCUUCCAAAAGAGCAUACGAAAGGAGUAAACGUCUUAUUAUGGUGCGGUUCUUUUGGACAAUUAUUGGCUUCAGCAUCAAUGGAUGGCACUGUUAGAAUUUGGGAUGUUUUUAGAUCAAAGGAAUGUGUAAGAGUUAUUAAUCACGAUGGGGCAGUGAAAGAUGCAAAAUGGGAUAAUUUUCGUAACAAUAUUCUUUCCGGAGGAUACGAUAAGAUUGUAAAGUUAACUAAUUCGUUUCCUCAUCCACAAGUUGUUACUUCACUUCGAUAUCAUCCCAAACAACCAAAUGUUUUCGUUUCAGGAAUGAUGAAAGAUGGUAUACGAACGUGGGAUUUACGUUCCAAUAAGAUCGUAAAAGAAUCCAGAAAGUUUUGGGGUAGUGUUAAUGAUAUUGAGUUUUUUCCUGAUGGAAUUAAUCUACUUUGUUGCUCCGAUUAUGUUGUAAGAAAUUCAUCUGAUAAAAAUAUAAUGGUUUGGGAUAUAAAUUCUAUGACAUCAAUUUCGAAUCAAAUAUAUCAAGAAGCAUUCUCUUGUACUGCUCUUAGAAUGCAACCAUUGCAUACUCACUUCGUUGCUCAAUCGAAUGGGAAUUAUAUUGCAAUUUUUAAUAGUGAAAAACCUUGGAGAUUGGACAAAAGAAAGCGUUAUGAAGGUCAUCUUGUGAAUGGAUAUCCUAUUCGAUGUAAUUUUUCACUUGAACCAGAUCCGGGACGAUACUUGGUUUCAGGAGAUGCAAACGGUAGAUUAUUUUUUUAUGAUUGGUUUUCUUCUAAAAUUGUAAAGAUAAUGGAGGAUGCACAUAAAGAUGCAUGUACAGAUGCAUGUUGGCACCCAUUAUUAAACGGUAUGGUGGCUAGUUGUGGUUGGGAUGGAAAAUUAAAAAUUUGGGGUUCAACAAGAUUUGACCAAAUUAUUAACCUCGUAAUAUCAUUGUCUUUUCUUGAUGCAUUAAAUUCAAAGGGAUUUAGAAAAUUAAUUAUUCAAUAUGGAAAAAGUGUUAAAAUUUAUCAUGAUGCAAUUCAUUCAAUUCAAUCUCGGCAAAACAAUGAAAUAGAAAUUGUUGGUUAUGAUUAUAAAACGUCAUUAGAUCAAGAUAUGGUCGAAUCUGAUUUGAUUAUAAGUCAUGCAGGUUCAGGGUCAAUAUUAGAAUGCCUACGUCUAAAGAAACCUUUGAUCGUAGUGAUAAAUGAAAAUUUAAUGGGAAAUCAUCAAGUUGAACUUGCUAUUGAACUUCAGAACAAAGGAUAUCUAGUUUAUAGUUCUAUCAGUAAUCUUUUAGAACUUUUCCAAUCCGAUAAAUACUUCAAUUCGGUCUCUUUUCCAAGAUCCGAUGAGACAAUUUUUAUAGAUAUUUUGAAUGAAGAAAUGGGAUUAUAUUAA